AAGAUGAAAACAAAUUCGUCAUCUUUUCUUUCGUCUAUCGAGUUUCGAGUACACCACUACAAAUGAUGAAAUAUUUGUUUUCAGGAUGUUUUUAUACUUUCUAUCCAUCGUAGCGUUGUGUACCUGUCUUAUAACAAUAUUGUUUUUGAAGUUUACAUCUCUGAAGCAUUUUAACAGUGGAAACCAACAUCAGCAGGGAAUCAUAUCAAUUUCUGCAGUGGAAUUUCUGAAGCUUCUAAAGAAGUCAAAGCCAUUUCCUGUUGGACUUGUGAAGAACUGGAAGAUUUUAUCAUGUCAGAGUGGAAGCAGGAUAUGGACAAGGAAACUAACGACCAGUGGGGGAGCUGAUGUCAGUGUCAUUGCCAGCUUUAUCAAACUUCCUUCAUCUGCUCAGGUUAUCCAUCAUACGCUGAAGGAUGUAUCAAAGACUGCUGAGUGGAAGCCAGGGGUGGAGACAGCCAAUUAUAGAGCCUCCGAGAGGCCAACCCUCCAUAGAUCCUCCUCCUCAUGGAUGGAAUCAAAUGUGGGGGUGGAUCAAGUGUUAGAAAUAGGUGUGGAUCCUGUCUUCCAAGGAAAUGAUAGUGUAGAGAGCUGUUCAAGAAUGUUAACAAGGCAUUGGCAUCGUGAGGAUAAUGGUUGCUGCUGGCUUUUGGAAUCAGAUACUGACAAACAUGAGCACAUGUUUUACCUUUUACAACCAUUAGAAGAUGUUGAAACAUCGUUACUAACUAUACUUAGUUACUCAACCAGUCCUGCAAUGUUUACAACAGUGGAAAAGACAGUAUCAGAUCAUCUUAGUUCACUAAAAGACUACAUUUUCCACAGAAAAUUGAAAGCUACUCCUUUUAUUGAUCUUAAAUUACCCAGCAAGCACCACACAUUUCGUGGAUUUGAUGCCUUGUCUUCCAGUGAUGAUGAAGAUGACAGUAACAUUUUCCAACAAAAGUUUCACCAACUCCAUCCGGAAGAAAAACAUGCCAUCAUACAGAAGUCGGAAUCCAUUUUGAAACUCUCCCCAGUGAAGUCUUCUGCCAGACAGCGAACAUUAUCUGACAAUAUGAGUAUCAAAGAAUUAUCAGGCAGUGAUAGAUCAAGACCCCGGUCCCAAACUCACCCCCACACAUGCACAUUAAUUAAAGAACCACAAUUCCAGGACAAUAAUAAUAUUGAUAAAUCAGCUUCCAGUGAAUUGGUGCUAAAAGACAAUGGUGCUAUUGUAACAGAGUCAAAGUUUAAGAGUGACACAGCAUUAGAGCUGACUCAGAAUCACAGCCCCCCAGUGACCAGGGAGGGGGAGAGAAGCCGGAUAGUAACCAGGGAGGUUGUGGAUGAGUCGGUCAGUGACGUGUCGGACCUCAGUGAAUCUUCUAGUCCAGAGAGGGAGGAGCAGCAUGGUACAGAUGAUGAAAAGCAUGCUAAAGAAGUGGCAAGAAACACAACAUUGGCCAACCAGGUGGCAGCAGAGUUACUGGCCUUGGUUCAUAGGGUUUCCAAUUUAGAUCUGAAGGCCUCACCCCAGCAACAACAGGACUCCACUGGAGGAUGGAUGUUUUGUGGCUUUGAGAGUGAUGUGGUGAUCAUCAAGCGCCAGUUUCACAACAUCAAUUUAUCAGGAAGCUACAUUGGUAAGGGCAUUAUCCAAGCUCCCCCUCAAGCUGUGAUGGAUGCUGUAAAGAAUCCCAGGACUAGAUAUACAUAUGAUGACAGCUUAAAGAGAGUAGAUAUCCUGCAGCAUGUCACUGAGAAGAUUAAAGUCGUGUACUACAGUAAUGAGAUACUACACAAGUUUAAGAAGUAUCAGUAUGACUGGUGUGUGAUUCAGAGUGAGCGACAAGAUGGCGAAAAACUUGUCUUAUCCAUGGAGUCCGUAGAUAAUGACCUUCCAAUCCCAGCUGGGGUCAACAGGAUCAAGAUUCUGCCGAGUGGUUGGAUCAUAGAGCCAGUUAUAAGGGACAACAAAACAGUUUCCUUGGUGACAUAUGUCAUGCAGAUGAAUUAUGGGAUGUGUUCGGAUGGAGCAGCUGAUAAAGUACUGAUAGAUGAGAUGGUAUCAAAGCAGCCCCUCAGUAUAGCCUACCUCCGUCAGUACUUACGCCCUCCCCUCGCCCUCACUCGUAAAACUUCACACUCCAAGAAAACCUUAUAACAGGGGUCCUCUAGUCUUAAGCACUAAACUGUUCAUUGAUGUGUUCAAACUAGUUUUUUUGCUGUUGACUGUGCCAAAACAUUUUUUUAAAUCUUGAACUUGUAAAGAAAUUGACUUGAUUUGAAGAUUACCAGGUUAUCCUCUUUUCAAUAUUAAACUUAAAUAUACUAAAUAGAAGGAACAAAGUAUUGGAUAUUUUUUACAUGAACAAUAAAUAUGUACAUUCUACUUUGAUGUUGUGUAGCAUGAACAAUGAAAUCUAAGUACCAAAUAUUGUAACUCAGAGAUAAUUUUGACAUACAAAUGUACUUUUAUUCCUUGUCAUUGUGCCAGUAGUUUUCAAGUCUUGUUUUUGGUUCUAGCCUGUUUACAGCACAUGAACUUUAUAUUAAAAUAGGUGUUCACAUUUUUUAGUGCAAUUAUAGUCACAGUGGUCAAAAGCACAGUCUGCACAUGUUCAUAUUUAGUGGAUUUUUCCCUCAGUAAACACAUGUAUAAGAGGCUUUAACAUAAAGGUAUGGUGCAUGUUCAUACUAAAAAAGCAUUUAGUUUUUAUGUAAUGCUGAAGAUAGGGGUAUGUUUGUGAGAUAUUAUAUUUUGAAAUUGAGCAGAGUCAACCCAUUUGUUCAGUUUUAACCUUGUAUCCAAUAUAAAUUCCCUGAUAUAUUCUAUGACAUUAAGUUUUGUGUAUCUAUGGUUGUAAUGCUUAUUUAUACCCCCAUUCUGAAGGAGAGGGGGGUGUACCAUUUUACCCUUGUGUGUCUGCCAGUGAGUCUGUCCGUAACAAGUUUUGACUUUGUUUUCUCAGCAAGUACUCAGCACAGAUGAAGGAAAUUUUAGCACACUCUUUGUUUAGACAUGCCAUAUGGUGGGAUUCAUUUUUGUUUGAAUCUGAUGCCAACUUCCUGUUUAUCUGUGCAUUCAUAUUGGAGUAGGGCAUUUGCUCACAUACCUCUUGUUCUUGAUCGUUUCUUUUUUAAUUUUUUUUGUCUUGUUUUUU
Saccostrea cuccullata (small rock oyster) is the source of this 3146-nucleotide messenger RNA. RefSeq lists its product as uncharacterized. Gene Ontology annotation, molecular function: lipid binding. The record is from RefSeq and is a predicted model, not a curated record. The coding region runs from base 86 to 2146 and encodes 686 amino acids. The transcript is spliced from 14 exons. Lineage: Eukaryota; Metazoa; Mollusca; Bivalvia; Ostreida; Ostreidae.